Jatropha curcas is the source of this 1472-nucleotide messenger RNA. RefSeq names its product UBP1-associated protein 2C. Gene Ontology annotation, molecular function: RNA binding. NCBI's taxonomy places the organism in Eukaryota, Viridiplantae, Streptophyta, Magnoliopsida, Malpighiales, Euphorbiaceae. The record is from RefSeq and is a predicted model, not a curated record.
GCGUGUAGGUAUAAUUCCUGUGACGGAAACAAACAAAGCGGGAGCAGGGUUCGACCACCACUACGCAGAAAGUUCUCUGUUUGUGUUUGAAGCCUGUUAAAACUCCGAACUCCCUUCUUGCAGUCUCAAAAACGCAACAUAGAGAGAGGUUAACCAAAGCUUAAAAAUGGAGGAUAUGAAGAAGAGGAAGAUGGAGGAGUCAAGCAACGGCGGUGAAAUCUCAACAACCCAAGAGCACCUUCGUUCUCUCCUUGACCCUCUCAACAAAUCCCAGCUCGUCGAUCUUCUCUCUAGACUAGGGACCCAAUAUCCUUCCAUUGCAGAAGAAAUUAAAAGCCUAGCCAGUGCAGAUCCAGUGCAUCGAAAGCUUUUUGUCCGUGGCUUGGCCUGGAAUACCACUUCAGAAACCUUGUGUGCUGCAUUUCGUGUCCAUGGUGAAAUAGAAGAAGGUGCUGUCAUUUAUGAUAAAGCCACAGGGAAAUCUCGUGGCUACGGCUUUAUUACUUACAAACAUAUGGAAUCAACACAAAAUGCACUGAGGGCACCUAGCAAAUUGAUUGAUGGUCGGAUGGCUGUCUGUAAUCUAGCAUGUGAAGGGUUAAGUGGGGUGAGUACUACGCCUGAUUUAGCCCAGAGAAAACUCUAUAUUGGAAGUUUGUCACCAGAGAUCACAAGUGAAUUGCUGCUCAACUUUUUUGGAAGGCAUGGUGAGAUUGAAGAAGGUUCAGUUGCUUAUGACAAAGAUACCAAUGAAUCGCGUGGGUUUGGUUUUGUUACAUACAAGACAGUGGAGGCUGCAAAGAAGGCCAUAGAUGAUCCACAGAAGACACUUGGGGGGAGAACUAUUGUUGUGAAGCUUGCUGAUACUCACAAAGGCAAAACAGCACAAACACAAUUGCCUCCACCAGUGGUACCAGUACCCUUGCCAAUGGCAGCUGGAUACACUCAACCUGUAAAAGCACAUCCUGGCCCUGCCCCUGUUGGCUACUCUUAUCCUCAAACUAUGACAUCAUAUCCUGCUUCCUCUUACCCAAGUCCUCCCACAGCACCUGCUCCAUAUCCUCCUCAAUCUCAAAUUUCAUAUCCACCAGUUGCCAUGAAGAAAGAUCCGCUCGGUCUUUCACCACCAACACCUAUGGGAAUGGGUGGAUACCCUUAUUACCUUCCAAAACAAUGAUUUUCUCUCAGUGAAAUCUCACUGUCGUUCUAGUUUUUUACUCUUCUUUUCCUCUCUUUGAUUCUUUUCUUUUCUACUAGCAGCUAUAAUCUUGUCAUUGAGUAGACUUUGUCACUAGUUCUGUUAGAGCAGGUAUUGGAAUGUCUAGUAUGGCAGAGAAACUAAAAUUUUGUUACUGAAAUCUUCUUUUUGGUUAUAUUUUCUUCUUUCUCUCAAAUGGACAUGCUAUGGCAUCCAUCUAAUGUAUUAUAACCCAUACUAGGAAUAACUGAAUUGCUCUGCAGGAUUCUUUUUU